GAAAAUAAAAAAAUUAGAGAAAGAGAGGGGGGGAAUGACUAAGGAGAGUUUCUUUGACCGAGCCUUCCCCUACCUCACCCGCAACGACCAAGAGGGAAAAAAAAGUGGGAAAGAAAAAGAAAUAAACGCGAGUGGCGAUCGAAUUCAUGGUCUGUUUGGUAUCACUCUCUUGUAUUUGCUUCUCCCCUCUUGCCCUUUUGAGAAACGGACAAAAAGUUCGGUUCUUGCAUCGGUUCCGAGACCCACUGCGGUGUCCGGUUUUGAUUCAAGAUUGAUGGUAUUGUGGAGUAACGGCUAAGGAGUUUGUUGUGUCGCCGCUCCACGGGUCUUCACUCGGCUCACCCAUCGAGUCAACGUGUGAGAUGCUUCGGAUUUCCCGGUGGGAUUCUUCGAUUGAGGCGAUUCAGAGUCUGAGCAGAGUUGUUUUAUUUGGCGAGUGAAUCGGUGUUGGCAAAGAUUUGGGGGCUUAUGAAUCUGUGAAGCUCAGAGUUUUUGUAGUUGACUUGAGAUGGUAAUCAUGGAGCGAGCGAUCUUUGCUUUCCUUUGGUUGGUUUUGGCGUCUCAUUUUUUGCCCAGAGCCUGUGGUAAUGCUGAAGGUGAUGCUUUGAAUGCCCUAAAGACGAACUUAGCUGAUCCAGGCAAUGUCUUGCAGAGUUGGGACCCUACCCUGGUCAACCCAUGCACAUGGUUCCAUGUGACAUGCAAUAGUGAUAAUAGUGUGACCCGAGUUGAUCUUGGGAACGCAAAUCUUUCCGGUCAGUUGGUUCCACAGCUCGGCCAGCUUACAAAUUUGCAGUACUUGGAACUGUAUAGUAACAACAUAACUGGGAAAAUUCCUGAAGAGCUUGGGAAUCUGACAGUUUUAGUGAGCUUGGAUCUUUACCUGAACAACUUAACGGGUCCCAUUCCAGUGACUUUGGGAAAGCUCGCAAAGCUCCGUUUCCUGCGUCUAAACAAUAACAGCCUCUCAGGGACCAUUCCCGUGUCUCUAACUACUAUUACCACACUGCAAGUCCUUGAUCUUUCAAAUAACAAUCUAACAGGAGAUAUUCCAGUCAAUGGCUCUUUUUCUCUAUUUACUCCUAUCAGUUUUAAUGGUAACCCCUACCUCAAAGCUUCACCAACACCUCCACCGCCUCCUGUUUCUCCAACACCUAAAGCUUCUUCUUCUGGUAGCACAACUGGAGCUAUUGCUGGGGGAGUUGCUGCUGGUGCUGCUCUGCUAUUUGCAGCUCCAGCAAUCGCGCUAGCGUGGUGGCGGAAGAGAAAGCCACAGGAUCAUUUCUUUGAUGUUCCUGCUGAGGAGGAUCCUGAAGUUCAUUUGGGACAGCUCAAAAGAUUUUCCCUCCGUGAACUGCAAGUUGCAACAGAUAAUUUUAGUAACAAAAAUAUUUUGGGCAGAGGGGGUUUUGGUAAAGUUUAUAAAGGACGUUUAGCUGAUGGGUCACUAGUGGCAGUGAAGAGACUUAAAGAGGAGCGUACUCAAGGUGGAGAACUGCAGUUUCAAACAGAAGUGGAAUUAAUCAGUAUGGCUGUGCAUCGGAAUUUGCUCCGUCUACGUGGUUUUUGCAUGACACCCACUGAGCGUUUGCUGGUCUAUCCAUACAUGGCAAAUGGAAGUGUAGCUUCCCGUUUGAGAGAGCGCGUGGAGAACCAACCCCCACUCGACUGGCCAAAGCGGAAGCGAAUUGCAUUGGGAGCUGCAAGGGGGCUGGCAUAUUUGCAUGACCAUUGUGACCCCAAGAUUAUACACCGUGAUGUUAAAGCUGCAAAUAUAUUAUUGGAUGAGGAAUUCGAAGCUGUCGUCGGAGAUUUUGGUUUGGCUAAGCUCAUGGACUACAAAGAUACUCAUGUUACCACUGCUGUACGUGGCACUAUCGGCCACAUAGCUCCGGAGUACCUCUCAACAGGAAAGUCUUCAGAGAAGACAGAUGUCUUUGGCUAUGGGGUCAUGCUUCUAGAACUGAUAACUGGACAGAGGGCAUUUGAUCUUGCUCGGCUAGCAAAUGAUGAUGAUGUCAUGCUGCUUGAUUGGGUCAAAGGGCUUCUAAAUGAUGAUAAAUUGCCGAUGCUGGUUGAUUCUGAUCUCCAAGGUGCUUACACUGAUGACGAGGUCAAACAACUGAUCCAAGUUGCUCUCUUAUGCACGCAAAGCAACCCUAUGGAAAGACCUAAAAUGUCCGAAGUGGUCAGAAUGCUCGAAGGCGAUGGUUUGGCAGAGAGAUGGGAGGAGUGGCAAAAAGAGGAAAUGUUCCGCCAAGACUUCAGCCACACUCACAACCCGCAUGCUGAUUGGAUCGUUGCCGACUCCACUUCCCACCUCCGCCCGGACGAAUUAUCUGGUCCCAGAUGAUCCUAUUGAAGUCCAUCAAUCACAUGAAAAAUCUCCAUGAAGACCCUUUUUGUAGUUUUAACUGAACUAUAAAAUUUGUGCAUAUGGUCUUUCUUUUCUUUUCCUUCUAUGAGUCUCGUUUCUCUUGUUUUAUUAUUCCUUUUUGCUGUCCAGCUUAUCGUUCAUAUUAAACUUGCUCUAUGCUUUUAGUUCCAUAGGAUUACCAAUUGCCAUUGUGUAAACAACAGGUGCUAGGAAACGAAAGGAUUAUGGGAGCACUACUGGUCUAUAAUUGUUAUGUAUCAAUGUAAGAGAAAUAAAUACACGUGUCUUCUGCAA
This is a messenger RNA of Rhodamnia argentea, 2671 nucleotides long. Its product is annotated as BRASSINOSTEROID INSENSITIVE 1-associated receptor kinase 1. Gene Ontology annotation, biological process: protein phosphorylation. Gene Ontology annotation, molecular function: protein kinase activity; protein binding; ATP binding. NCBI's taxonomy places the organism in Eukaryota, Viridiplantae, Streptophyta, Magnoliopsida, Myrtales, Myrtaceae. The record is from RefSeq and is a predicted model, not a curated record. The coding region runs from base 509 to 2353 and encodes 614 amino acids. The transcript is spliced from 11 exons.